Messenger RNA from Acromyrmex echinatior (Panamanian leafcutter ant), 922 nucleotides. RefSeq names its product synaptic vesicle glycoprotein 2B. Gene Ontology annotation, biological process: transmembrane transport. Lineage: Eukaryota; Metazoa; Arthropoda; Insecta; Hymenoptera; Formicidae. Gene Ontology annotation, molecular function: transmembrane transporter activity. The record is from RefSeq and is a predicted model, not a curated record. Gene Ontology annotation, cellular component: membrane.
AACUGGCAGUAUUCAAAGGUACUUUAUGAAAAUCUGGGAACGGAUUCACAGAGUGUACAAGCCUCCGUACAAGCGUGUGACAUUGUGCGGAAUAUUAGCGUGUUUUCUGCAUUUUCCCGGGAAAUGGAAGAGCGCUACGUCGUAAGCGGCACAUGUAACGUCGACAUCCAGAACAUGGUAUUGGAUUUUUUGCGAAACUGUGAUAAGGUGAACGACGCUCGUUUCGAACUGCUGUUGCUGGUAUCACUAGGCUACGUGUUAGGAGAGACAUUGCUCAUCGUUGGAAUCGAUGUCGUUGGCAGACGGCCGUAUUUAAUAUUUUCGGGACUGGCGGGUGGCCUGGCCUCGCUCAUGCUUAUUUUUCGGUUGCACCACGCGAUUCGUGUAACUCUGUCGUCGAUUUUCCUGGCCGCUUACGCUAUCGGACACACGACGACGUGCGUUUUGCUGCUGGAAAAUUAUCCCACCGCUCUGAGAGGCACAAUGAUGGGUCUGAUGAAGAUACUUCCCUACUUGACGCUUUUCGCGUUGCAGCUCUUUAUGAAGACGACCUGUCUUCUAAGUAUAAUCGUCGCGUCGGCCAGCCUAAUAGGUGCGGCAAUCGCGAUGCUAUUAGUGCCCAAUUUAACCAGAUUACCGAUGAAGGAAUAAUUCACACUUUCAGAAAUGUAAAAAGAAGAAUUCCUACGAACGAAGCGACUGUAUUUUGUCUCGAAUAAAAUUUUAUUUUGCGUGCCUUUCCUUUGCCAGUGUCUAUUAGCAUUGAAUUUAUUAAAUUGCAAUUAUCUCCGAGUUAGAAUUAUCAAUUCAACCCUCCGAAGCUGACGCUUAGAAUCCACUCACACAAUUAUCAACUUCUUUUUUUAAAUAUUCAAUAAUUCAAAUUUAUGUGUUGCAUGUCUACAAAUCUAGAUUAUUCUUA